UUCACUGUUUCUCUGUUCUACAACGAUAAAGUCAAGAAGACGAUCACAUCACCUAACGAUGCAAGAUUAGUCAGAGUUCCACUUGAUUUCACCAUCCCAACAACAGAAACAAACACAACAGCCGAAAUCAAGAUCAAAGUCACAACACCAACCGAAUCCUCUGAAAAAUUAACAAAUAUCAACAUCUAUCAAGAUGUUAUCGCAAGUGAUUCUGCAACAGGAAAGAUUGCUACAAAGAAAGCUAAAAAGAAGACCGCCCUUGUUGCAGUUCUCUGUGUCUUAGCUGUCAUUGCUGUUGUUGUUGCGGUAGUCGUUAUUAUUCUUUGGCUGAGAAAAUAA
Molecule: messenger RNA, 339 nt
Organism: Trichomonas vaginalis G3
Lineage: Eukaryota; Parabasalia; Trichomonadida; Trichomonadidae
Exons: 1
Source: RefSeq, a predicted model, not a curated record